Arabidopsis arenosa is the source of this 1045-nucleotide messenger RNA. The record is from the annotation of a GenBank genome assembly. Lineage: Eukaryota; Viridiplantae; Streptophyta; Magnoliopsida; Brassicales; Brassicaceae.
AAAACUUUUUUACUCUCUCUCUCUUCUUCUCCGGCAACUAAAGAGAAAUGAAAAGCCGAGUGAGAAAAGCAAAGUACACGGUUCACCGGAAAACCACCUCCGUUCCGUUCGACGGUUUCCCAAAGGUUGUGAAAAUCAUCGUCACUGACCCAUGUGCUACUGAUUCUUCCAGUGAUGAGGAAAACGACAACAAAUCUGUUGCUCCGAGGGUCAAACGUUAUGUGGAAGAGAUUAGGUUCGGUGAAGACGACGAUGACCCUAAACCGGCGAGGAAAGCGAGGAAUAAAACAGCCGCGGCGGCGGCGGUGGUGAACGGUGGUGAUUUGGUGAAGCCUGUUGUGAAGUAUAGAGGAGUGAGACAACGACCUUGGGGAAAAUUCGCGGCGGAGAUUCGUGAUCCUUCGAGUCGUACUCGACUCUGGCUUGGAACUUUCGCCACGGCGGAGGAAGCUGCUAUAGGUUACGAUAGAGCCGCGAUUCGACUCAAAGGACAUAACGCUCAGACGAAUUUUCUCACUCCUCCUCCUAGUCCGACGACUGAGGUGUUGCCGAAAACUCCGGUGAUUGAUCUUGAAACGGUCUCUGGUUGUGAUUCGGCGAGAGAUUCACAAAUCAGUCUGUCUUCUCCGACUUCUGUUCUCCGGUUUAGUCACAACGACGAAACAGAGUACAGAACAGAGCCAAAGGAAGAACAAACUCCGGUCUCGGAUCCGUUUUUCUUGCCUGAUUUAUUUCGCGCCGGAGAUUAUUUUUGGGAUUCCGAAAUUACCCCUGAUCCUUUGUUUCUAGACGAAAUCCACCAGUCGUUGUUACCAAACAACAACAACAACACAGUGUCUGAUAAAGAAACGAAUCUGUCCGAGAGUUUUCCGUUGGGAGUGAUCGGCGAUUUCAGCUCAUGGGACGUUGACGAAUUUUUCCAAGAUCAUUUGUUGGAUAAGUAAUAGAGUUUAAAGUUGGUUCUUCCUCAGAAAUUUUCUGGGUUCUUUUUUGGUUGUGUGAGUGAUGAGUGGUUUGAUGACAACGACGGGGAUGAAUCUUAGCC